AUUAGAGACCUCAAACCCCAGAUUCCAUUUUUCAAGAACCAAGAAGCAAACCGAACCCUAAACCCCAAAAACCGAAAGUCCUUUCCACAAAUCUCUUAAGUAAACCCAGAAAUCUUUCCCUUCGAAUUAAAACCCAUAAACCCUUUGAUCCAGAAACUGCUAUCUUUCAUUAAUACCCAGAAAUUCUGAUCGUAAUCGCAUAAAUAAAACCCCAUUAAUCAAAAUCUGAUCUGAUGGAUUCAACGGCUAUAUCGACAUCAACGACAACACCCCCUUAUCAUCUUCAUUCUCGGUCCGAGCCACCGUCCCGAGCCAAGUCAGCCUCACGCCUUGCCCAGUGCGAGCAUGUCCCUCAUCUCUCUCUCGGCCUCAUAAAAUCUUCACCCAAGAUGACUCCAUCGCCUUCCACUCAUUCCAUCAAAUCUUCCGAGUCGCUACCUCUUCGCGAACUACUGCUUCUUUCGCCUUCCCCUUUACGAAAAAGAUCCAAGACCCGUCUCAUGGAUCGCCUUGAAAUGGCUGAUGAUCCUGCUGUCGAGGUUCCAGGGCUGCGCCGUAAGUGCAAAAGCAGAGGCUCGCAGAUGGGCCUACUGGGUGCCUCGCCGAGGAACCGGAGGUCGCGGAGGCGGUCGGAGAAUGAGACUCGAGAUGAGAAAGUCUCGGGUUUGGUGGAGGAGGUUGUGAAGCCAAGAAAAAGGCGGUCCAAGAAGGAAAAGCUGGACUUGGUUCUCAGUUUGCCAUCCCCAAGUUCAUCAUCAAUCGAUGAUGAGUAUCGGGGUAGUCUUGAUCGAAUCGGGCAGCUCAUGACUGAUCUGAUUAUGUGGAGAGAUGUUGCAAGGUCGAGCCUUUGGUUUGGUUUGGGGUCGCUUUUCUUCCUUUCCUCUUGCUUUGCCAAAGGAAUCAACUUUAGCAUUUUCUCAGCGAUUUCCCAAAUUGGACUUUUGUUUUUGGGUGCUUCAUUUGUCUCCAAUUCAAUCUGUCAAAGAAAUAAUACCGAAAAGAAGUGUGAUCUAUUACUCAAAGAAGGUGACAUUCUUGGUGUGGCCAAAAGGAUACUACCUGCUGUAAAUCUUGGCCUAUCAAAGACGAGAGCGCUUUUCUCAGGAGAGCCAUCCAUGACCCUCAAGGUAGCACCGUUCUUUCUUCUGGGAGCAGAGUAUGGGCAUCUUAUAACAUUUUGGAGGCUCUGUAUGCUUGCUUUUUUUAUCAGCUUCACAAUCCCAAAACUAUACUCAUGCUACUCUAUUCAAAUCAACCAAAAAGUUGACUGCUUGAAAUGGUGGGUGUUGGAAGCAUGGGGGGCUUGCUCACACAAAAGGAUUGUAGCAGCAUCAGCAGCCACAGCUUUUUGGAAUCUGUCUUCGGUCAAAACCCGUAUUUUCACAGCAUUUAUAUCUCUUGUAAUUCUUCGAUACUGCCGGCAACAUAUGGUGCAACCAAUGGAGACUGGGGAAGCAGAGGUGGAGCAGGAGCAGCAUCACCAGACAUUAGUAGCUGGAGUGGUGGGAGAAGUGGACGCAGACAGAAAACAAGAGCAGAAACAGGCAUUAGUAGUUGCAGAAGUGGCAAGCAAUAAGUAGUUUCAGUGACAAUGUGUUUGUACCUGAUGACAACAAAUAACUGAUCAAUAACAAUAUUUUUACAUCUAGAAAAUAGUAAUUGUUUCAACUUCUUUUA
This is a messenger RNA of Pyrus x bretschneideri (Chinese white pear), 1677 nucleotides long. Its product is annotated as reticulon-like protein B17. Lineage: Eukaryota; Viridiplantae; Streptophyta; Magnoliopsida; Rosales; Rosaceae. The transcript has 8 exons. The record is from RefSeq and is a predicted model, not a curated record. Bases 234 to 1580 code for a protein of 448 amino acids.